This is a messenger RNA of Morus notabilis, 555 nucleotides long. RefSeq lists its product as uncharacterized. The record is from RefSeq and is a predicted model, not a curated record. The coding region runs from base 1 to 555 and encodes 184 amino acids. The transcript has a single exon. Lineage: Eukaryota; Viridiplantae; Streptophyta; Magnoliopsida; Rosales; Moraceae.
AUGGGAGUACCCGAAAAGUACUGGGUAGAGUUUGCAGUCUACAAGUUUGAAGGGCAAGCAAGUACUUGGUGGAAGCAGACUAUGAGGCUGCAUGAUGUGAGCACCAUGACGUGGGAAUUAUUUGAAGAACUUUUCAAUGAACGGUACUUUCCUCAAAGCUACCGCGACAAGAAAGCGAUGGAAUUUAUGGGGUUAGAACAAGGAGAUAUGACCGUGAAGGAGUACAAGGCUAAGUUCAAUGACCUAUCCCGUUUCGCACCAACCUUAGUCGAAUAUGAGCAAAUGAAGUGUCACAAAUUUGAAAAGGGUCUCAAAAGCAAUGUCCAAAAAUCGUUGGUAGCCCUUAGAAUUCGUGUCUACCGAUACUUGGUGGCUUCAGCGAUAUCAGUUGAGCAAGAUAACUUGGCCUAUCCCCAAACUAGAGAAGCUAUGAACAGAGCUUCAGGAGGACCUCAGCGGAAUCAAAGAAGGAACCGCAACCGAGAGCAAGCCAGUGGGGAAGCGACAAGUGGGAGCAGUGGUUCUUCAGGAAGCGGAGGAAGUGGUUCCCAAUGA